Molecule: messenger RNA, 960 nt
Organism: Penicillium riverlandense
Lineage: Eukaryota; Fungi; Ascomycota; Eurotiomycetes; Eurotiales; Aspergillaceae
Exons: 4
Coding region: 1-960 (319 amino acids)
Source: RefSeq, a predicted model, not a curated record
AUGUCUCCUACGUACUCUGAUGUCGAAUUGUCGGACCAAGCACUAGAGGAUGAUAGUGACAUAUCCCGCGUGUCUUUUCGGCCGGACUAUAGCGAUAGCGAUAAAUCGGACGCCGAUAAAGCCCCAGUUUCGACAACUCAGACUUCACCCGAGCCUUCACGGUCUCCUAAACACUAUGACGGAGUCUCACGUAGCUCUAAACCCUCCGUGCGUGGUCCCGUUCGCUCUAGGAAUUUACUAGAUUUCAGUGACGAUCCCGAUGACGACACUGACGAGGACAUUGCAAACAUUCCUCUUGACUAUGGGCGUUCUGAGAAAACUAAGGUUCGCGGGGUUCGAAUUGAGCAACGCUGGAUCAGCCCUGAAGAUAGCGAAGAGAUUAAUGUAGGAAUUCGGAAACUGAUCAACAAAUUCGGGCUCAAUCAACAAGAGCGAGGCAAAGAACUAGUCUAUGUACAAGAUCUGACCGAAUUGAAUGAGACCAUUCUUCGAACCCAGGAAAGGCGAUUUCAUUUUGGAUACGAGCGUAUUCAAAUGUGUCUCUUUAGCAUGAUUGGCAUCUACACCGUGAAUCGACUGAGUGCGCUGCUUUCGUUACAGCUCAAGCAUCUGCAGUUCUCUAUACAGAAGGAUCCUCACGGUGGCCCUCCUGUGCUUCUAGUAGAGAUCAGGUUAGAGCACACGAAGCGGUUCCUCGGGUCUGAAGCCAUCAAUACUUUUGCAUUUCCUAAAAUCAUCGACGACCCCUCUCUUAUCUUCAGCCCGCAUGUAUUCAUCUUUGGUAUCCUCUUCUGGCUACAAGCUUUUAAAUCUCCAGCCCUUUCUUCUAUAGAGAAACUUCGAAGUCUGUUUGUUCAAGGUGGUCGCCAGCAGAUGCCACUCCCCUUGAAACCCGAGGUCGAGGAUCGUUAUAUCUUUUGCAAGACAGAAGUCGUCAACGGGCGUCCGAUUCUUCGGUAG